Messenger RNA from Dryobates pubescens (Downy woodpecker), 1344 nucleotides. RefSeq names its product basic salivary proline-rich protein 2-like. NCBI's taxonomy places the organism in Eukaryota, Metazoa, Chordata, Aves, Piciformes, Picidae. The transcript is spliced from 2 exons. The record is from RefSeq and is a predicted model, not a curated record. Bases 1 to 1344 code for a protein of 447 amino acids.
AUGGUGGAGAUCCCUGUGCAGAGGCCUCCUGCAGUGCUGGGCUUGGGGGACUGGAGAAUCAUAGAAACACUCAGGUUGGGAGAGCCCCUCAGGCUCCCCAAGCCCGAGGGAGAGCCCCUCAGGCUCCCCAAGCCCGAGGGAGAGAGCCUCAGGCUCCCCAAGCCCGAGGGAGAGCCCCUCAGGCUCCCCAAGCCCGAGGGAGGGAGCCUCAGGCUCCCCAAGCCCGAGGGAGAGCGCCUCAGGCUCCCCAAGCCCGAGGGAGAGCGCCUCAGGCUCCCCAAGCCCGAGGGAGAGCCCCUCAGGCUCCCCAAGCCCGAGGGAGAGCCCCUCAGGCUCCCCAAGCCCGAGGGAGAGCCCCUCAGGCUCCCCAAGCCCGAGGGAGGGAGCCUCAGGCUCCCCAAGCCCGAGGGAGAGCGCCUCAGGCUCCCCAAGCCCGAGGGAGAGCCCCUCAGGCUCCCCAAGCCCGAGGGAGGGAGCCUCAGGCUCCCCAAGCCCGAGGGAGAGCCCCUCAGGCUCCCCAAGCCCGAGGGAGAGCCCCUCAGGCUCCCCAAGCCCGAGGGAGGGAGCCUCAGGCUCCCCAAGCCCGAGGGAGAGCCCCUCAGGCUCCCCAAGCCCGAGGGAGGGAGCCUCAGGCUCCCCAAGCCCGAGGGAGAGCCCCUCAGGCUCCCCAAGCCCGAGGGAGGGAGCCUCAGGCUCCCCAAGCCCGAGGGAGAGCGCCUCAGGCUCCCCAAGCCCGAGGGAGAGAGCCUCAGGCUCCCCAAGCCCGAGGGAGAGCCCCUCAGGCUCCCCAAGCCCGAGGGAGGGAGCCUCAGGCUCCCCAAGCCCGAGGGAGAGCCCCUCAGGCUCCCCAAGCCCGAGGGAGAGAGCCUCAGGCUCGCCAAGCCCGAGGGAGAGCCCCUCAGGCUCCCCAAGCCCGAGGGAGAGCCCCUCAGGCUCCCCAAGCCCGAGGGAGAGCCCCUCAGGCUCCCCAAGCCCGAGGGAGGGAGCCUCAGGCUCCCCAAGCCCGAGGGAGAGCGCCUCAGGCUCCCCAAGCCCGAGGGAGAGCCCCUCAGGCUCCCCAAGCCCGAGGGAGAGCCCCUCAGGCUCCCCAAGCCCGAGGGAGAGAGCCUCAGGCUCGCCAAGCCCGAGGGAGAGCCCCUCAGGCUCCCCAAGCCCGAGGGAGAGCCCCUCAGGCUCCCCAAGCCCGAGGGAGAGCGCCUCAGGCUCCCCAAGCCCGAGGGAGGGAGCCUCAGGCUCCCCAAGCCCGAGGGAGAGCGCCUCAGGCUCCCCAAGCCCGAGGGAGAGCCCCUCAGGCUCCCCAAGCCCGAGGGAGAGAGCCUCAGGCUCGCCAAGCCCAACCACUAA